This is a messenger RNA of Phytophthora nicotianae INRA-310, 748 nucleotides long. RefSeq lists its product as hypothetical. Bases 18 to 644 code for a protein of 208 amino acids. NCBI's taxonomy places the organism in Eukaryota, Oomycota, Peronosporomycetes, Peronosporales, Peronosporaceae. The record is from RefSeq and is a predicted model, not a curated record. The transcript has a single exon.
CAUUACAAAGCACAAUCAUGGGCAAGUCUAUUACCACUCAGCAAGAGUUUUCCAAGCUGGAGCAGAGGUUGAUCCAGACGGCGGAUGAUGCAACCAAUUGCCUUAAAGUCCUCAAAGGCAACCUCAGCGAGUUCGACAGUCGUCACAAGCUGUUCUUCGUCAACACCUCCAAAUUUUACCUGAGGAGUGACAUCCGAGCGGCAAAGGACAGGGCGUCGGAGCUACGAGCCGCGGCUAACCAGAUCGCUGAAUGUGAGGCACCGUCAGAGUCGGAGAUCACUGCUUCUCGCAGUGCAAUGCAUGCAACGGCCGAUGCCUUGAAUGAGUUGGCGAGAUCGGCUCGCACCUACGACAAGAAGAAUCUCAAGUCCAAAGGCAUUACAGGCGUCGUGACCACCUUGUGUGGUGGCAAGAAGCAAGCGAAGAAAGAGACCAAGACGAGCAAGGGCAAAGAUCCUGCUGGAAUGGACAACAACAGAGUGGGGUCGGAGGGCAUUCUUCGAGCUCCGGACACAGUAGAAGAAGUGGUGACAACGACUUUAAGCGACUGCUUCAGCGGGUUCCGGGAGUUGCAACAUCAGAUUGCAACUUCGGAGAAAUCGCUGUCGCCUCUGUUUGCAGAUAGUACCAAUCCCGCAGUCUAGUUGAAGUGCGACCAGAUUUGCAGCUCGACAGUGUGUCAAACUUUACAAUAAGCUUUAUAUUAGCCUUUUCACACAGUAGGAUACAUAGUAAUAUGCAAUAAACG